AUGCCGCUCGCGCUUUUCCAGCGCAACUUCCCUCGACGUCCACCCGCGGCAAACUUUUUCGCGAUAAAAAGUGCACGCACGGCCCGGCACGGCACGGCAGCUCACCAGUUCACAGUUCACCCUCCCCUGCUGCAAGUGCAAGAGACGCAGGGACGAGCCCCGUGUAGCGAGCGCGAGGGCGAGGCAGCUCUAGUCUCCUCCCGCACGAUGAGCUCCUGGUUCUACAAGCUGCGGCGCAAGAGAGGCGCGACGAUCGCCAGCAGCGAGGCCGACGACGUCGCGGGGUUCACGAAGCCCAUGGCGACGGCGGUGCUGCCGCCCUGCUCCCCGAGCAGGGCGUCCUACUACUUCCCGAGCAGAGACCGCGUCCUCCCGCCGCGCCCGGCCAAGGAGGACAACCCCAAACUCCGGGACACCCACUUCCCGCGCAACCCGCAGCCCAGCGACAUCGUCUUCGACGUCGUCGCUCGCCGCGCCGACCGGUUGGACUGCGUGGACAAGGCGAUGCCCGAGCUCAAGCUGCGGCCCAUCCUCACCAAGCCCGCGGCCAGGGCCGACGGGGGAGAGGCCUCGGACAGCAGCGGCACCAGCGCGGCCGCGUCGCCCACGGCCAGGGUGCGGCGCCGGUUCCACCCGAGGGCGCCGAGUGACAGGCAGAAGAUGGCCACGCUGCCGUCGGAGACCUGCAGGCGAAGGCGGCGGUGGCUGCACGAGAGCCUGGUGGUGGUGAAGGAGUCAGCCGACCCCGAGGAGGACUUCCUGGAGAGCAUAGCGGAGAUGAUCGCCGCGAACGACGUGCGGUCGCCGCGGGGCCUGGAGGAGCUGCUCGCGUGUUACCUCGCGCUCAACGCUGCCGAGCACCACCGCGCCAUCGUCGCCGCUUUCCGGCGUGCGUGGCUGCACUGCGUGCCGCCGCCGCCGAGGGAACGUUGCACGAUUGAUUGA
This is a messenger RNA of Phragmites australis (common reed), 945 nucleotides long. RefSeq names its product transcription repressor OFP1-like. The transcript has a single exon. Lineage: Eukaryota; Viridiplantae; Streptophyta; Magnoliopsida; Poales; Poaceae. Bases 1 to 945 code for a protein of 314 amino acids. Gene Ontology annotation, biological process: negative regulation of DNA-templated transcription. The record is from RefSeq and is a predicted model, not a curated record.